This is a messenger RNA of Strigops habroptila (Kakapo), 3010 nucleotides long. It is a transcript of the gene AGT, whose product is annotated as angiotensinogen. Gene Ontology annotation, biological process: regulation of systemic arterial blood pressure by renin-angiotensin. Gene Ontology annotation, molecular function: serine-type endopeptidase inhibitor activity. The transcript has 5 exons. Lineage: Eukaryota; Metazoa; Chordata; Aves; Psittaciformes; Psittacidae. The coding region runs from base 111 to 1493 and encodes 460 amino acids. The record is from RefSeq and is a predicted model, not a curated record.
AGGAGGAGCUGAAUGCCCCUCGAAAAUUGCGAAGAGGGAGGCAAAAGGAGAGCAGGAACCUCUUUGCUGAAGAGCACGUUUGAGAGGCUCUGUGGAAGCAAGUUUUCAACAUGAACCUGGUAGCAGAACUUCUCUGUCUGUUGGUGUGCCUCACCACUCUGACUUGUGACCGGGUCUAUGUCCACCCUUUCAAUUUGUUUUCUUUCAACAAGAGUACCUGUGAGGAGCUGGAAAGCCUGGUCCCAGAGGGAAAGAAAAGCUUUGUACCUGUCUCCAUUGAGUCCCAAACCACACCUGCCUACGAAGAUGACCUGAACAAGGACAAGGUGGAGGCCCCGAGCCACAGCAGCCAGGGGCAGCAGGCACUGAGCUACGUGAAGGACUUUGUGCACAUCCUGGGUGCGCGGUUUUACAGCACGCUGCAGGAAGCGCGGCGGGGCCAAAACCUGCUCGUGUCCCCAACUAGCAUUUACGGCUCCUUGGUGUCUUUCUACCUGGGUGCCUCAAACCAGACGGCAGCUGAUUUGCAGGGUUUGCUGGGAUUUGUUCCCCCCUCCGGAGAUCCUGACUGCAUCUCCAGGGUGUUCGGAAAGGAAGUCUUUUCCAGCCUGAAGAUGAUUGAAAACCUUGUCAAGAGCAGGGAGAAGGAGCUGCAGUUUUCCAAGGUGCUCUGCCUGUUCUCUGCCCCUGGCAUGCCUCUAUCCCAGCUGUUUGUGCAGGACUUGCUCCCUUCUGCUGAUGCUCUCUAUGCCCGAGCUGUUGACUUUACAAACCCAAGUGAGGCAGCAAAGCAAAUAAAUGCCUUCAUGGAGGCCAAAAGCAAGGGCCAAAGCAAGUGCCUACUGACAGAUGUCGAUCCAUCUGCUGACCUGCUGUUUGCAGUGGAUGUCUGCUUGGCAGUGAACGUUAAGCAAGUUUCCCAGCUCAAAGAGGCUCAGGAGUUCUGGGUGGAUUCAAACACGAAAGUCAUGGUCCCUAUGCUGUCAUUCACGGGGACAUUCAACUACAAAACUGAUGCCAGUGGGACUUUUUCUGUGGUGGAAGUGCCCAUCAGCAAGACCAUACUGCUGGUGCUGCUGCAGCCCAUCAACGACAGCGACGUGGAGUCCGAGCUGCCAUUGCAGUCCUUGGCCUGGCUCCAGCAGCUCUCCCCAAGAAAAAUUAAAGUAACACUGCCAGAGUUAACAAUAGAAGACAGCUCCGAUCUACAGGAGCUUCUUGCAAAUAUGGAACUGCCUACACUGCUGGGGAAGGGGGCAAAUCUCAGUAGAAUAAGUGAUGCCACUCUAACAGUUGGAAAGGUAAUAAAUAAAGCCUUUUUCAAACUGAGCGGUGGUGGAACAGAUCAGCCAGAGGACCCCACAGCACAGAAGGAAGAUGCAGUGUUCCUGGACGUAACGCUGAACAAGCCGUUCCUUUUUGCUGUUUUUGAAGAGAAGACAAGGGCAAUGCUUUUCCUUGGCAGAGUAACAAACCCUCUGCAUGGGGUUUAAAGGCAAGCACAGGGGAUGGCGAGGGUGGGAAUGAUGCACAUUUCCCAUCACCUUUUUCUUACUCAUCAGCUAUUUUUAUGAUCUCGUUGAGUGCUCUACUUAGCUUUGGUAUAAAGCACGUAGUGUUCGAAAUACAGCUUUUUGAGAGCUAAAACACUGCAAUAUUUAAUCCCUGUUCAUCUAUUUCAUGUGAGGUGACUCAAACUGUUCCUCCAGCUUCUCUUCUUUCCUUAUUCCCACUUUGUCUCCCUUCUGCCCCCAGCUCCCUGUUUUGGAUGCAGUGGGGACAAAGUAGUAGCAAGCAGGGCAGUGACUUCAAAAAUUGUUUUAUAAGCACAAGCAGCAUCUACUGUAGGAAGGUACAGAAAAGAACCUCUUCAUUCUAUAAGAGGUCACCUUGUAAUUUUUAGUUUGGUCAGUUUUGCAAGAGAGACCUUUUUUUAUGUUAAAGUUUUACUGUUACCCACAGAGAUUUCUAGCUUCAUCAGCAACAUUUUCCUUUAACAUGCUGCCAACAGCACGGGCAAGCUUUGCUUGUCCCACUGAGACAAGGUUUUUUGCUUUGGAAGCAAAAACACAUUCAAAGUUUCUUCUUCCUGCAGCCCAGAUGGAUACAUUCAUUUCUUAACUACAUGGAAAAAGCUAAAAAUAGGGUUUGGAAGCAUUAAUGAACUGUAAUGGAUAAAUUCUCAUUGCCUGACAGAAUUAUCCCCGAUUUUUUUAGAAAAAGAAAGAUGAGGCCUACUAUUCCAAUACAAUUCCAUUCCUUGGAUUGCUUUCUAACCUGAGAGACAUUUAUAACAGCCUUAUAAUGAAAAAGAACAUUACUGGUUAGAGCCCAGAUCCAUAAACUUUAACAUAUCUAAACCAUAUGUUCUUAAAGAAUAGUAUUAAUGGCAAUAAUCUAGUAUAAAUGGUGGAUGUGCUGCUACACAUGAAUGAAAAGGUUUCAAUGAUCCAAUCCAACUCCUAAUGGAGUCAUAAAGGUUUGAACCCUUAAACUGGAACAACAAAAUAUUAGAAGAUUCUUGAGUUAGGAAGUGAGGAAUUGGGAGUGAAAUCUUGGUACCAAGGAAAGCCUCUCAGUAGAACAAAGAUUUCAACCUCUCAUCUCUAGAUUUGUCUUCAGCACUAUUGGCAUUUAGAAAAUAACUGCAAACCUGUUUGGUGUAUGAUGCCAGAUGUAUCCUACAGAGCAUGGUAGCUCAUUGUCAUCCACAGUGGCCCAAAUGUCUCUCCAACUCAAACCCAAUAAUGCCAGUGGCUUGCUGUUGGUGAUGUAGACACAUGACAGAUCCUUCAGAAAAGACCAAUAAAUAACACAACUCUCGAGAAUACUGGGAUUUCAAGUGCUAUGACACAGCAGCCACAUAUUUACCUGAUUAUACUGUUAUGUAUUCCAGAUGCUCUAACAUCUAAAACAUCUAAUACUGUACUUGUAUACAGAAGCAAUUAACUAUAAAUAUGCAGAGAUGGAAAAAUGCAAAUAAACCCACUUCCAAGUUGUUUUGCCACAG